Molecule: messenger RNA, 1387 nt
Organism: Populus euphratica (Euphrates poplar)
Lineage: Eukaryota; Viridiplantae; Streptophyta; Magnoliopsida; Malpighiales; Salicaceae
Product: putative MO25-like protein At5g47540
Exons: 11
Coding region: 158-1213 (351 amino acids)
Biological process (GO): intracellular signal transduction
Molecular function (GO): protein serine/threonine kinase activator activity
Source: RefSeq, a predicted model, not a curated record
UAUACACACACACAUCUAUCCUCAUCCCAAUUUCUUCUCCUCUUGGAACCCUGAUCAUCAUCGUCAUCAUCAAAUACAGGAAAUCCUAUAAUUACUCUACAUCCAUAAUAAUAAAAACUUGAUUUCUGCAAUAUUGUAGCUGAAUGUGUACCGAGCCAUGAAGGGACUUUUCAAGCCAAAACCCCGGACGCCUGCGGAGCUUGUGCUCCAAGCACGGGACCUUCUCAAGUUUCUCGACCAGAAUACCGAGACUCGCGAACGCAAACGCGAGGAAAAGAUGUCUGAGCUGAGUAAAGUAAUUCUGGAGAUAAGGGUAGUUUUAUUUGGGAAUGGAAAAGCAGAGCCGAAUCCUGAUGCUUGUGCACAUUUGGCUCAGGACUUCUUUAAGCAUGACACUUUCCGCCUUCUCAUUCUCUCUCUCCCAAAACUCGACUUGGGGGCACGUCAAAAUGCUACUCAUGUUAUAGCAAAUUUGCAGAGGCAACGAGUUAGCGGGCGCUUGAUUGCUUCCGAGUAUCUGGAAAAUAAUUUAGACCUUAUGGAUAUUCUGCUGCCUGGUUAUGAAGACGGUGAGAUUGCUAUAACAUAUGGUGCAAUUUUGAGGGAGUGCAUACGCCAUCAGAUUGUGGCAAGGUAUGUAUUGGAAACAGAGCACCUGAAGAAAGUUUUAACUUAUGUACAGAUUCCAAAUUUUGACAUAGCGUCUGAUGCUCAGGCAACUUGUAAAGAGCUCCUGACGAGGCAUAAAUCAACUGUUGCCGAAUUUCUUUCUGUAAAUUAUGACUGGUUUUUCCAAGAAUACAAUUCACAAUUGCUUGAGUCUCCCAGUUACAUAACCAGACGGUAUGCUGUCAAGCUGUUGGGAAACAUGCUACUUGACCGCUCAAAUUCUGCUGUGAUGGUUCGGUAUGUGAGUUCAUUGGACAACAUGAGGAUCUUGAUGAAUCUUUUCAGGGAUCCAAAGAAGACAAUGCGGCUGGAAACCUUUCAUGUGUUCAAGUUAUUUGUAGCAAAUCAAAAUAAACCUCCUGAGAUCAUCAGUGUACUGGUUACAAAUAGAAGCAAGCUUCUUAGGUUUCUAGGCGACUUCUGCAUUGAUAAAGGGGAUGAACAAUUUGAAGCUGACAAAGCUCAAGUCAUCAAAGAGAUUGCUACUCUAGAAAUCAAUGAUCGUUCAUGCACAGAUGCACAUGAUUGCGAGGUUGAAUCUUAAAUUUCCCUUUGAUUUACAACAGUUUUUGCAUUUGAAAACUGUUUAGAAUCUAGUUUAUGUUUAUCUAUGGUCUUUGUUAUAUCUGCUUGAAAUUGUACAAGAGUUUUCCUAUUUCAUAUCGAUAUACGUUGGUUCUGUUUAGAUAUAAAACGUAUUCCAAGUAUUGCUCCUCAA